CUGCAGCCAUCACCAGAUGAUAAGUGGAAAAAUACUGUAGUUUUUCGCCCUGUGCCAGCUCAGACAGACACAGCAGGUUCCUCAGCCUCUGGACAGCAAGGACAGCAGCCAGCUGUGGCAGAUGUCAUCCAGCAGCUUCUAGAGCUGUCUGAGCCCGUGCCUGUAGAAAACCCUCAGAAUCAGCAGUCAGGACAGUCACUGAAUAUUGCUGUGGGUAUUAACAGAGACAUUUUACAGCAAGCUCUAGAAAACAGUGGACUGUCAUCAAUUCCAGUUGUGCCACUUCCUAGUGACUCAAGUCAAGCCAAGACAAAUGAUCAAGAAAUUGAAUGUCUUUCAAGCCAGCAAAUGGACUGUAAUGACCAGGAGCCUGGGGUGGAUCAAGAAGAUCAGGAUAAGGCAGAGAAGUCUGAGAAAAGGAUUUUUAAAAAGAAAUCACCGUUCACACCAGUUUCAGGAUCAGUCAGAGAGGAAAGUGGAGUCCGAUGGCAUGUGUGUACGUACUGUGCAAAGGAGUUUAAGAAGCCCAGUGACUUAGUUCGGCACAUUCGUAUUCACACACAUGAGAAGCCAUUCAAGUGUCUGCAGUGCUUCCGGGCCUUCGCUGUGAAAAGCACUCUCACCGCUCAUAUUAAGACACACACCGGCAUUAAAGCUUUUAAGUGUGACUUUUGCAUGAAAUGUUUUUCUACCUCUGGAAGUUUAAAGGUCCAUAUACGCCUGCACACUGGUAAGUCCUUGUAAUU
Molecule: messenger RNA, 746 nt
Organism: Staurois parvus
Lineage: Eukaryota; Metazoa; Chordata; Amphibia; Anura; Ranidae
Source: the annotation of a GenBank genome assembly